Messenger RNA from Centruroides sculpturatus (bark scorpion), 851 nucleotides. RefSeq lists its product as uncharacterized. Bases 114 to 770 code for a protein of 218 amino acids. Lineage: Eukaryota; Metazoa; Arthropoda; Arachnida; Scorpiones; Buthidae. The transcript has 3 exons. The record is from RefSeq and is a predicted model, not a curated record.
AAAUAAUUUCGUAACAAUGCCAGAUAGUAUAAAUAUGUAGACGUUGUUCUGGAGAUCUGCUUCACUUUCGACCAAUUAUUGAACAGUGACAAGCUUCUCGCAAAACAAAAGAUAUGAAGACGAGUGUCUGCAUUUUCUUAUUUUUCAUUGGCGUGGUUUUUGCAAGAACUCCGCAACAAUCUAACCAUUAUGUGGACCUCGUGUUACGUUCAAAUUUACCGCGAGAGGCAAGAAAUUGGAAUGUCGAUCCCGCUCGUCUUAAUAAUUUUACUACACAACAUAAAGACAAAUUAGGCGGAAUUAAAGUAAACGUCAAUGUAGAGUACUAUAAUGUAAAUAUGACUGGAUUGCUUAAAGUUCGAAGAGAAAAAGAUUGUUCCGGUCUUCGUCGAGAUUUUGGUAAUGUCACUUUAAAUUGCACUCUCGUCUUCAAUGGCGUUAAAAUCCAUUAUAACGUAAAAGCGAAAUACGGAAAACUGCCUAAAGCUAAUGGAAAAGUGACAGCCGAAUUGUCUGGAGAUACCGCAUUUGCAGUAUUUACAACUAGUAUCAACCGAAAUUACCCAGUUAUGAAAGCCUUCUACUUCACUCGAAGAGGAUCACCUAAAGUCAGAGUUAGUGGAUUUGGACCUCUUAAUGAUACUGGAAAGAAAUUAAUACAUAAUGAUAUUUACGUUCAUGCACAAAAUGAAUUCUUGAACGUAGUAAAUUAUAAUUUCGUUCCUGCUCUAAAAAGAGCUGCCUCACAGAGUCCUAUGCCGGCUAUGUAAAUACUUUGUAUGCGUGAAAGAAAAAAUCAUGCAUUAUUCUGUUCGUAAAAAAUACAUGCAAUAAAAAAUUUUCAGUAUUAA